AUGGCAGCUAUCGAAGUCCCCAAGACGCAAUGGGCUCAGGUCCUUGAGGAAGUUGGUGGACAGCUCAAGUACAAGGAAAUCCCCGUUCCCACUCCUGGCCCCGAUGAGGUCUUGAUCAACGUCAAGUACUCUGGUGUCUGCCACACCGACUUGCACGCUCUCAAGGGCGACUGGCCUCUUGAUGUCAAGAUCCCUCUGGUCGGUGGCCACGAGGGUGCUGGUGUCGUUGUCGCCAGGGGCCAGCUUGUUCACGACAUUGAAAUUGGUGACCACGCUGGUAUCAAGUGGCUCAAUGGCUCUUGCCUUUCUUGCUCGUUCUGCCAGACUGCCGACGAGUCUCUUUGCCCCAAGGCCCUCCUCUCUGGUUACACUGUCGACGGUACCUUCCAGCAAUACGCCAUUGGCAAGGCUGCUCACGUCGCUCGUCUCUCCAAGGACAUUCCUCUCGAUGGCGUCGCUCCCGUUCUCUGCGCCGGUAUCACCGUCUACAAGGGUUUGAAGGAGGCCAAUGUCAAGGCUGGUGAGACUGUUGCCAUUGUCGGUGCUGGCGGUGGUCUUGGAUCUCUCGCUAUCCAGUACUGCAAGGCCAUGGGUAUCCGUGCCAUUGGUAUUGACGGUGGUGACGAGAAGAGGGCGAUGUGCGAUUCCCUCGGCGCUGACGCUUUUAUCGACUUCACCAAGAGCAAGGACGUUGUCAAGGACGUCCAGGCCGCUACCGAGGACGGCCUUGGUCCCCACGCCGUCAUCCUGCUUGCCGUCGCCGAGAAGCCCUUCCAGCAAGCCACCGAAUACGUUCGCCCCCGCGGUACCGUCGUCGCCAUUGGUCUGCCCGCUGGUGCCUACCUCAAGGCCGAGGUCUUUUCCACUGUCGUCAAGAUGAUCUCCAUCAAGGGCUCAUACGUUGGCAACCGCAAGGACACCCAGGAAGCUCUUGACUUCUACCGCCGUGGCCUCAUCAAGGCUCCUUACAAGAUUAUUGGCCUUUCUGAGCUUCCCAAGGUCUUUGAUCUUAUGCUUGCUGGCAAGAUUGCCGGAAGAUAUGUGCUGGACACCUACAAAUAA
This is a messenger RNA of Xylona heveae TC161, 1062 nucleotides long. RefSeq names its product alcohol dehydrogenase-like protein. The record is from RefSeq and is a predicted model, not a curated record. Gene Ontology annotation, molecular function: zinc ion binding; oxidoreductase activity. Lineage: Eukaryota; Fungi; Ascomycota; Xylonomycetes; Xylonales; Xylonaceae. The transcript has 3 exons. The coding region runs from base 1 to 1062 and encodes 353 amino acids.